AUGAAGCCAGAAUUGCGAGAGACCUGGACCCCCGCCAUCAACGUCCUGACAUGGUUCAUGCUGGUGACUUCCAUUCUGAGUGUCUUUACUCGAUUGGGUACAAAGUACUGGAUCUUUCGCAAAUUGACAAUCGACGAUGUCUUAAGUAUUGCGGCUCUGAUAGCUUGUGUUGGUCAGUCUGUUGCAGUCUCCAUGGCCACUGAAGGUGGGCUUGGACAGCAUUUUCUUCCAUUGGAUGCAUCUAAUGUGGAAAAAAUGAUGAAAUCUCAAUACACCGCAAACAUCCUCUUCGUUGUCAGCAUGUGCUGUUCCAAGCUCGCUCUGAUGAUGUUCAUUCGAAACUUAUCACCCGCUUCGCUCGAUCGGCAAUUUGCUCUUGGCCUGGGUAUAUUCAUCGUCCUUUGGGCUAUUUCUGGCGUUUUCACCGCCGCCUUUCAGUGUCGUGUCCCUGCUACUUGGGAUUACAUAAAUGGCAAAUGUUUUGAUUUGGUGGCAUGGUGGAAUUAUCUUGGAGUCACCAACAUCAUAUCCGAGGGAGGAAUUAUUGCUCAGGCACUGUUGGUGAUUAUCCGUGUCCAAGCAGAUAUCCACAAAAAGAUUGUUUUGUCGAGCGUCUUUCUUUUCAGAGUUGUCGUGGUAAUUGCCAUUAUAUGCCAAUUGGCCUACGCGAAAGAUACAAAAGGAUCAGAUGAUCCAUCAUGGGAUACAUGGACCGUGGUGGUUUCCACACAGAUGACCCAGGCAUUGAGCAUCGUCACUGCCUGUUCUCCUCAGUUCAAACCUUUCCUCGACAGUCUUCGGUCAUCAGGAAUGAGUCUCGGAGGAACAAGCUAUGGGAGCCGACAGAGGACCUAUGCUGGAACUAUCUACAAAAUAUCGCGUGGUCGUCGCACUGGAGAGACUCCUAGUGAGACGCAUGAGCUUGUCACAAUGCCAGGAGAUACUGUCAACCAGACUAUUGUGACUUCCUCGCCAGAUUGUGACGCCGAAAGUCAGACGAGCCAGUCGCAGAUCAUUCGCGAGGUCCGUACAUGGACUGUCACGGAGACUCGACUGUAA
Molecule: messenger RNA, 1059 nt
Organism: Penicillium daleae
Lineage: Eukaryota; Fungi; Ascomycota; Eurotiomycetes; Eurotiales; Aspergillaceae
Exons: 4
Coding region: 1-1059 (352 amino acids)
Source: RefSeq, a predicted model, not a curated record